Messenger RNA from Mauremys mutica (yellowpond turtle), 12092 nucleotides. It is a transcript of the gene LRP5, whose product is annotated as LDL receptor related protein 5. The record is from RefSeq and is a predicted model, not a curated record. NCBI's taxonomy places the organism in Eukaryota, Metazoa, Chordata, Testudines, Geoemydidae. The transcript is spliced from 23 exons. Gene Ontology annotation, molecular function: Wnt-protein binding; Wnt receptor activity. Bases 127 to 4965 code for a protein of 1612 amino acids. Gene Ontology annotation, biological process: canonical Wnt signaling pathway.
GAGCGCACGGAGGAGGAGGCUCUGGCGAGCGCCUCCCUCCCGCUCCCAGCCGAGCGCAGCGCCCGGAGCAUGGAGCCUGCCUGAGACACUCCGCGGGCUCCGGCAGCUGCUGCUGCGGCGCACAACAUGGAGGCGGCGGCCUCGCUGCUCCUGCUGGCCGCCGCGGUGCUUCAGUGCCACUUGGGCUCGCUGCGGGCUUCUCCUCUUCUGCUUUUCGCCAAUCGUCGGGAUGUCAGACUGGUGGAUGCUGGAGGAGUGAAGCCAGAGUCCACUAUAGUGGUCAGCGGCUUAGAAGAUGCCGCGGCGGUUGACUUUCAGUACUCACAAGGCAUCAUUUACUGGACAGACGUGAGCGAAGAAGCCAUCAAGCAAACGUACUUGAACCAAACUGGGAAUGUAGUGCAGAAUGUCAUUAUUUCUGGUCUGGUUUCUCCGGAUGGCCUGGCAUGUGAUUGGAUUGGGAAAAAGCUGUACUGGACGGACUCAGAAACCAAUAGGAUAGAAGUUGCUAAUCUCAAUGGAACAUCUAGAAAAGUCCUCUUCUGGCAAGACCUUGACCAGCCAAGGGCAAUUGCCUUGGAUCCAGCACAUGGGUAUAUGUAUUGGACGGACUGGGGAGAAACACCCAGAAUAGAACGAGCAGGAAUGGAUAGCAGCACUCGAAAAAUAAUUGUUAAUUCAGACAUUUAUUGGCCUAAUGGACUCACGAUAGAUCUUGAUGAGCAGAAGCUAUACUGGGCUGAUGCAAAGCUGAGUUUCAUUCAUAGAGCAAAUCUGGAUGGUUCCUUUAGGCAAAAGGUUGUGGAAGGGAGUCUCACUCACCCAUUUGCGCUGACAUUGUCUGGAGAAACGUUGUAUUGGACAGACUGGCAGACUCGCUCCAUUCAUGCCUGUGACAAAAGGACCGGAGAGAAAAAGAGAGAAAUACUGAAUGCACUUUACUCACCGAUGGACAUCCAAGUCUUGAGUCCAGAGCGGCAGCCAUACUUUCAUACUCCCUGCGAAGAAAACAAUGGAGGCUGCUCUCACCUCUGCCUGCUAUCUCCCAGAGACCCCUUCUUCACCUGUGCCUGUCCCACUGGAGUGCAGCUGGAAGAUGAUGGCAAGACCUGUAAAGCAGGUGCCGAGGAAGUCUUGCUGCUCGCUAGAAGGACAGAUUUGCGAAGAAUCUCCUUGGACAUGCCAGACUUCACUGACAUUAUUCUGCAGAUAGACAAUAUCAGGCAUGCGAUUGCAAUAGACUAUGAUCCUGUUGAGGGCUACAUAUACUGGACCGAUGACGAUGUCCGGGCUAUUCGUCGGGCUUACCUUGAUGGUUCUGGAGCACAGACCCUAGUGACCACGGAAAUUAAUCAUCCUGAUGGCAUAGCAGUAGACUGGGUGGCAAGGAACCUGUACUGGACUGACACAGGAACAGAUCGCAUUGAAGUAACCCGAUUGAAUGGGACAUCCAGAAAGAUCCUUAUAUCGGAAAAUCUAGAUGAACCUAGAGCGAUAGUGCUAAAUCCUGUGAUGGGCUACAUGUAUUGGACGGACUGGGGUGAAAAUCCAAAGAUUGAAUGUGCUUAUCUGGAUGGCUCAGAGAGGAGGGUCCUAGUGAACAGUUCUCUAGGUUGGCCUAAUGGCUUGGCACUGGAUCUUGAAGAAGACAAACUUUACUGGGGAGAUGCAAAGACAGACAAAAUUGAAGUAAUAAAUGUUGACGGAACAAUGAGAAGAACUCUACUAGAAGAUAAGCUUCCUCAUAUAUUUGGGUUUACUUUGCUGGGGGACUACAUCUACUGGACAGACUGGCAGAGACGAAGUAUUGAAAGAGUUCACAAAAUAAGAGCAAGCAGGGAUAUCAUCAUAGAUCAGUUGCCAGACCUAAUGGGCCUCAAAGCAGCAAGUGUGACCAAAGUGUUUGGAACCAAUCCUUGUGCUGAGAAUAAUGGAGGCUGCAGCCAUCUGUGUUUCUUCACACCUCUGGAGACCAGAUGUGCUUGUCCCAUAGGACUGGAGUUGCUGAGCGACAUGAAGACCUGCAUCAUUCCUGAAGCCUUCCUUGUUUUCACCAGCAGAGCAGCAAUUCAUAGGAUUUCCCUUGAAACCAACAAUAAUGAUGUAGCUAUUCCUCUUACUGGUGUCAAAGAGGCAUCUGCUCUGGAUUUUGAUGUGUCUGAUAAUAGAAUCUAUUGGACUGAUAUUAGCUUAAAGACCAUAAGCCGGGCAUUCAUGAAUGGGAGCUCUGUUGAACAUGUGAUUGAGUUUGGGUUAGACUACCCUGAGGGAAUGGCAGUAGACUGGAUGGGAAAGAACCUUUACUGGGCAGAUACUGGAACCAAUCGAAUUGAAGUAGCGCGCCUGGAUGGACAGUAUAGACAGGUUCUUGUGUGGAAGGAUUUGGAUAACCCAAGGUCUUUGGCUCUUGAUCCUACUAAAGGUUAUAUGUACUGGACAGAGUGGGGAGGUAAACCAAGGAUCGUUCGAGCAUAUAUGGAUGGGACAAACAGCAUCACUUUGGUUGAUAAAGUGGGACGUGCCAAUGAUUUAACUAUUGACUAUGCAGACCAAAGACUAUAUUGGACUGACCUAGACACAAGUAUGAUUGAGUCAUCAAACAUGCUAGGUCAAGAAAGGGAAAUAAUAGCAGAUGAUCUACCUCAUCCAUUUGGACUAACACAGUACAGUGAUUAUAUCUACUGGACAGACUGGAACCUUCACAGUAUAGAAAGAGCAGACAAGACCAAUGGGAAGAACCGGACACUAAUUCAAGGACAUCUGGAUUUUGUGAUGGACAUAUUGGUCUUUCACUCUUCACGCCAGGAUGGCUUGAAUGACUGCAUGCAAAACAAUGGGCACUGUGGACAAUUGUGCCUUGCCAUACCAAAUGGGUAUAGAUGUGGGUGUGCCUCUCACUAUACCUUGGAUCCCAACAGCAGGAACUGCAGUUCACCCACCAGCUUCCUGCUGUUUAGCCAGAAGUCUGCAAUCAGUCGGAUGAUACCAGAUGACCAGCAAAGUCCAGAUAUCAUCCUUCCUGUGCAUGGUCUAAGAAAUGUCAAGGCCAUUGAUUAUGAUCCCUUAGAUAAACUGAUUUAUUGGGUGGAUGGACGUCAGAACAUUAUUAAAAGAGCCAAAGAUGAUGGUACCCAGCCUUUCACUGUCAUGAGCACUCCAAACCAAAGCCAAAAUCCAGAGAAGCAGCCGCAUGACCUGAGUAUUGAUAUUUACAGCCAUACCUUGUACUGGACCUGUGAGGCCACAAAUUCAAUCAGUGUUCACAGACUUAAUGGAGAACCAAUUGGAACAGUGUUGAAAGGAGAUCAUGACAAGCCAAGAGCCAUAGUAGUCAAUGCAGAGCGAGGGUACAUGUACUUCACAAACAUGCAAGAGCGAGCCCCGAAGAUAGAGCGCGCAGCCCUGGACGGCACGGAACGAGAAGUGCUCUUUAGUACCGGGCUGAUCCGACCUGUUGCACUGGUAAUUGACAACAAGCUUGGGAAACUCUUCUGGGUGGACGCAGAUCUCAAACGCAUUGAAAGCUGUGAUUUGUCAGGAGCUAACCGUGUGACACUGGAGGACUCCAACAUCCUGCAGCCAAUGGGACUGACUGUGUUGGGGAAUCACUUGUACUGGAUUGACCGUCAGCAGCAGAUGAUUGAGAGAGUUGAAAAAACCAGUGGAUACAAGAGGACUAGAAUCCAAGGCCGAAUUGCUCACUUGACAGGCAUUCAUGCAGUGGAAGAAGUUGAUAUGGAUGAAUUUUCUGCACAUCCAUGUUCUCGUGACAAUGGUGGCUGUUCACACAUCUGCAUUGCAAAAGGAGAUGGAACCCCAAGAUGCUCAUGCCCAGAUCAUCUUGUACUUUUACAGAACCUCUUAACAUGUGGAGAACCUCCAACUUGUUCCCCAGAUCAGUUUACCUGUGCGACUGGGGAGAUAGACUGUAUCCCAAUGGCAUGGCGAUGUGAUGGAUUUCCAGAAUGUGAUGACCAGAGUGAUGAAGAUAGCUGUCCUAUAUGCUCAGCAGCCCAGUUUCAGUGUGAGAAAGGACAAUGUAUUGAUGCCCGGUUGCGGUGUAAUGGAGAAAUUGACUGCCAAGAUAAAUCCGACGAAGCAGACUGCAAUACAAUCUGUCUCCCAAAUCAGUUUCGAUGUGCUAGUGGCCAGUGCAUCCUCAUAAAACAGCAGUGUGAUUCCUUUCCAGAUUGCAUCGAUGGUUCUGAUGAACUCAUGUGUGAAAAAAACACAUCCUCAGAUGAACCUCAACCCCACGUUAGUGCUAUUGGACCUGUCAUUGGUAUCAUACUGUCCCUUUUGGUCAUGGGAGGAAUGUAUUUUGUUUGCCAGCGAGUGGUAUGUCAGCGCUAUGCUGGACCCAAUGGACCUUUUCCGCAUGAAUAUGUCAGCGGAACCCCUCAUGUCCCUCUUAAUUUUAUAGCUCCAGGGAGUUCUCAGCAUGGCACUUUUACUGGUAAGGAUGGCAUCUCUUGUGGAAAGUCUAUGAUUAGCUCCAUGAGCCUCAUGGGAGGAAGUAGCGGUGCCCCUCUGUAUGACAGAAACCAUGUUACUGGAGCCUCUUCUAGUAGUUCAUCUAGCACUAAAGCCACUUUCUACCCACAGAUUUUGAACCCCCCUCCUUCCCCAGCCACUGAUCGCUCCUUAUAUAACACAGAGAUGUUCUAUUCCUCAAACAUUCCUUCAACAACAAGAUCUUACAGACCCUACCUGAUACGAGGGAUAGCUCCGCCCACGACACCAUGCAGCACAGAUGUGUGCGACAGCGACUACACCACAAGCCGGUGGAAGGCCAACAAAUACUACAUAGAUCUAAAUUCAGACUCAGACCCUUAUCCCCCUCCCCCCACGCCUCGCAGCCAGUAUAUGUCGGCAGAAGAAAGCUGCCCUCCAUCUCCCGCCACAGAGCGAAGCUACUUUCACCUCUACCCCCCUCCACCGUCUCCUUGUACAGACUCCUCAUGACCUUAAUAGAAGGAACUUGUCUUUUACUGUAAAUAUUUUUAAAUAUGAACAAAGAUUAAAAUAUAUUUUAUGAUUUUAAAAAUAAAUAGGGGUGGGAAUUUAAAAAAAGAAAAUGUGAAUAAAAAUGGAUGGGGUGGGGCUGUGAAAAUGUGUACAGUGGAAGAAUAUUUAUAAAUUUGAUUUUUUUAAUUUAAUUUCCAUGCUUUUGUGCCAUAAUUGCCUUUUUUUAAUUGAAGUCAGGAAACUGACUAGACCUCCAAGGGACUGAGGUGGGGGGCGGGAAUGGGGAUGUUGAGCCUUUGUGGGUUUUUUAAAGUCCCCUUUUUAAGUCUGUAAAAUGUAUGUCAACAUCUCACACACACACAAAGGUUAUUGAAAAAAAAAGAAAACAAACAAUUUUGUUUAAAAAAUAAUUUGUUCACUGCCAAAAAAUUAAUAACCAAAUAAUAUUUUUGUUUAGAACGUUGAAUGAAAACAAACAAACAAACAAAGCUCCCUCCUUGAAUGUUCCCUUUUGCAAAUGAGCCAGUUGCUUCCCAGAGGAACCCAGGCACUAAAAGAGGACUGGAUUUUGAACCUUGCCCGCUAUUCAUUCAGCACUAGUCACUCUUGCCAGUUUGACGUGAUGAAACAAGCUCCUCCAUCAUUUCCUAGCAGCCACUUCACUCUAGGUGGGCAUGGGUCCACAGAGCCAUUCCCAGAGAGAUUGUGGGGGUCAGCCAGGAAAGGUCUGUUAUAGUUAAGUUAGUCUCCUCUUUCCUGAAAAAUGGUAGCAGUUCUGUCACCUUUUUCCUGAAGUCUGGAAUUUAUAGUCAGUUCUGUAUAUGUAGCUCUCACCCCUGUAUUUAGUUCAGCAAAUUGCUUUAUUUCCAGAUGUCCGGAUCCCAGAGUGUGGGGUUCCAGUGACAUGCCAGCUCAUAUUUAUUUCAAUAGGAAAGUUUUAAGAUUAAAUAUGUGGGAAACUAAAUAUGUAUAGAGGUAGAACAAAAAAAAACCCAAACAAACACACACACAAACAAACACACACAUACACGCACAUUAAAGUGUAUGUGAUUUAGUCUUGGUCCUAUGAAAAUUUGCUAGAAAAUGAGUUUAAUUUUACCAAAAGGCAGCAAAAAUAAGGACUUUUUUAUUUUUUCUCUUUUUUAAAAUUAACUCUUAUAUUGUAGAAACUGAUGUAAUGCCAAGACAACACCACAAAAGAGAUCUGUUUCAGGCAUUUAACAUGUAGCACUUAACACAGGGGUUCUUAAACUGGGGGUCAGGACUCCUUGGGGUCACAAGGUUAUUGGGGGGUCGCGAGCUGUCAGCCUCCACCCCAAACCCUGCUUUACCUCCAGCAUUUAUAAUAGUGUUAUAUAUAAAAAAAAGUGUUUUUAACUUAUAAGGGGGGUCAUACUCAGAGGCUUGCUGUGUGAAAGGGGUCACCGGUACAAAAAUUUGAGAACCCCUGGUUUAACAAGAUGAUAGCUGGGCAGUUAUCGGUUCCUUUUACCAAACUUACAGACAUGAACUAUAUUUCUCCUUGCUAUAGUAAAAGGGCUAUGCCAUUGCACAGCACUUUUAGAAACUGUCCUUACGAUGGCAGCCAUAAUGUGGACACGUAGUCAAGACACUUGAGGAAAAAACUGGAUAUACAGAUCUGCACCUGUUUUUACAGCUGCUGAAGAACAGAUGCCAUCAGCCUCUGACAGACUUAACAUCAUUGACAGAAAUGAAACCUUUUAGUUUUUGAACUCCCAAGUUGGAUUUUUAUUUUAGCAAGCAUUUUUUUUUUUGAGAGAGAGAGAGAGAGAGAGCGAUAGGGAGACCGAGUGAGCAAGAGCAAGGGGAAUCCUCCAACUAAGGGCCAAAAUUCUUCACUUGCAUCCUCAGUGUGGAUUUAAACUCCAAACAUUCUGAUCCUGCUACAUUCUCAGAUCUCACUGUCUGCUCUUCCUAGCCACAUGGAUCCAAGAACAGAAUUUUGCUCACUGUGACUGGAUUUUAUUAAAAGUCUGAGAAGGAGCUUGGGUUUGUUAGCUUGGUUUGUAAAAUCCCUAGCCUCUCUGAUUUGGAUUCAGCUCAGAGGAGAGGCCCUUUGUUUGCCUGGAGAAAAUCAGAACAAAGUAUUAAGAGUUUAAUUUUGCAGAUCAACCCUAUACUAAGAACACUGCAAAAUGGAUUUUUUUCCAUGAACGUUAGCUGUUCUGCAGUAUGUCAGGAGAGAGGAGGUCAUAGUGUCUAUUAACCUUAGACUGACUCUUGGCAGAUCUCUGGGAAAUGGUGUGAGCUAUUUGGCUGAAUGAGGAUCAAAUUUCAUAUCAUCAUGUUUCAGUCAGCUAGACUGUAAAUAGAAAUCCAGGGGGUAUUUUACAUAAAAAAGCUCUCGUCUAAAGAAGAGCUUACACCAGUUGGAGACUACAGUCCAGUUAUGUAUUUUUCUCACAUCAUUGUAUUUAAGUGUGUGUGAUCAUUGCUCCUCAUUUCUUAAUGAAGUCAUAAUUUUAGUAAUUCACUUUACAGCUCUUGCUUAGAAAUAUGCAAUGUUACAUUUCCUGUGUCCUUGUGAUGAUGCUUGAUGCAAGAUUACAUUGAUUUCUUUUAUAAACCACUGUUCAUUUUAAAAAGAGAAUCACUUUUUUUUUAAUCAUAACCACUUUAUCUGAAAACUUAUUUCUUAUUAUGAAAUUUGGGGUUGAGUUUAAGGAAACUAGGAAUUUUGCUCAGACUUUGAGUUAUCUUGAUGGUCAAAUUCAGACCUGACUAUUGGAAACACUUCUGGAUAUGUAUGAAUAAACAAAACAUGUACAGUGCUUGAAAACAGCUUUUAAAUUUCAGUUGGAAGAGCAGAGCCUUUUGCUGUGAUGACCAGUUUACUGAGAAAUGACCUUAUUUGAGACACUGGAUGAUGGUCGAUAUCUGAGACUGUGUUUUUAGAAGUUCUGCCCUGCUUUUUUAUUAUUAUUGGCUUAGUUAUCAAUCCUAAAAAGAACUUGUUUAAGAAUUAAACAUUUUGUUUAAAUAGAAUGUAAAAUAUUACUUCUAAUUGCUGGAGACUGUGUACAUCUUACACAGGGUUCCCCCACACUGCCAAUAUCCUAGAAAAAAUGUCCUAUUUCAGUAAGAGGCCCCUGCUUCCUGGAAAUAUGAUGCAGCUUGUUCCUGUGAAUGUACUUCCAGCCUUUUGAAUUUCAGGCUCCUCGACUGAGCAAAAUAGGUGCUAUUUUCCUCUAGAUCAGACUGACAGAGAACUGUUAAAUGAAAAUAAUAGGUUAUGGCCAUUGGAUAUUGACCAAGCAGAAAAUAAAAUGUACAGAGUGUUUUUUGGUAGUUUGUAUGUCCAGUUUUAUUAACCAAGUGUGCCUUGGGAAAGAUGACAACAGUGUUUGCAGAGAGAGAACUCUUAAAAUCUGCAGGAAGAUGCAUGUGUUUGGAUUGCCUUAGUUUGAGCAGUUGUGGUCUUAAAUCAAUUUAGCCUGGUGUUUUUCAUUUUCCUUGUGAUCAUUAUUAUUCACUGUUGCAGUAUGUUAGCACUUCAGCCAGUUUAAGCUAAGCCAGACCUGUGUCUGGUGUGUAGCUAGUAAUGAGCAAAGGAUAUAAUUAAUCCUGUGCCAUAUUUAACAGACAGGUGUACUAGGAAAGUGGAGAGAGAAUGAAAGAGAGACAGACUCUAUUUACACUUGUAAAAGGAACUAUCUUAUGUGGUGGCUACACUGAGAUUUGCCCUGGUUACAACUGUUGAUAUAGAUGGAGCAGGGUAAUGCCAUAGUGUAGACAGACAAAGCUGCUAUAAAUCAUGGUUUAAACAGGGCUAAAGUGCAAGCAGGGCUAAAGUGCAUCAGGGCAAAUUGUGGCGUACAUUGGCUUUAUACUGGUUCAGCUAGGUGGGUAGCCAGCCACUCAGGGUUGAAAUUCCCAGUAAAGAGAAGGCCUUUAGUCCACAGAUAGUUGUUCAUGUUUGGAAAUCUUUGUUAGUACUGCUUUGAGGUUUCAACUGCCAUUUCAACUCUGCUUCACUCCAAUCUGGAGAAACCUCCAAAAAUCACUAAAGCCAAGACAAUUCAAACAUGUAUAUGCCAGCAAAUGGUGAUGUUUGCCUCACGGUAGCACCCCAGUACUGAGUUGCUUUAUUUCCUCAUGGUGAUCCUAUUGCUCUCUUUACACUCCUGGUAUUGAUCUUUCGGAAAUUCCCAGUUCCAGGCCCCUGUUUCUUCUAGCACUAAUUUAUAGAAGCCACUGGUCCCCGAUCUUUAUGGAAAGUUCUACUAUCUUCUCCCAGCCUUCUGUCUUCCUUUGUGCCGGGUGGUGCCUCCUGCCUGUCCUUCCAUUUCAAGACAGGGAUUUGGUGCAUCCCCAAGAUCUGUGGUGGAUUAGUGAAUGGGAAGCUGGGAACAGUAACACUCCGGAGCCCCACUUAGAGGCUAAUCCAGAGCCCAUUGAUGGCAGUGGAAAGACUUCCAUUGACUUCAGUGAGUGUUGGAUCAGGCGCUACAUUAGGGAGGGGAGCUCUAUAAUAUCAGAGUCUGUUGUCAGUCCGAGUGCACUUACCAGUUACCAUUGGUAUAAUUUGCCCUUCUUGUUUGCCCUGAGCAUUUUGAAAGGUUUCUGAUCCCAGUUACUCUGAUGGGCAUUACACUGAGCCAAUCCAAGUGAGUAGCUGUGCUUAUAAUUGAGCUACAACUGAUAUCCGUGAAUGUCAGGAAAUGAAAACAGAAGGCAGGCAUGUUCCCAAUAAUUAAAAACACACAAAAGUGCUUGGCAUGGAGCCCUGAAUUUGAAAUGUCAUUUUUUAUGUUAGGCAGGACUGAGGGACAUAGUAUAAAUAAUAUCCUUAUUUGGACAGAGCAUUGUAUGCAAGCCACAGCCAAAGGGGGAUGGUGGUUUACAGGGUCAAUUAUUCAACAGUUUAUAGGUUUAAAUGAUUUUGAAUAUGUUCCUCGGUAAAAAUUUGACUCAAACACAAAAGAUUGAAAGAAAAUUUGUCUACAGAGAAGGCAAGUUUAACUGGCCACUGAAUAACCAAUAAUCCUGGCUACAGAAAACUCACUGUGAGAUGCCCAAGAAUUCUAAUGCAGCUUGUCUCUUAGACAUACUGCAUUUUGGUUUCUUUUUGUUACGUUGUUACAUUAAAAACCCUUGGGCCAUUAUUCUGAUUUUAUUUAACAGUAAGGUAUCAGUUUUAUAUUUUAAAAUGUAAGUAUCUGAAACGAAUACUAAUAUGCAUAAACAUUUUGUAGCUCCCGUAAUUUGUUUUCUUGCUCUGCUUUCUGUAAAUACCUUGUUGUAACUAGUAUUCUUUUCUUCUUUGAGACUGGCCAACAGCUCUGUGGCAUUAUGACCCCACCUGAGAAGGCUCUGAAAUAGCUCAUUGCCCCUUGUCUGUGUUUGACCUAAUGGUAGGGCUGGUGGAAAUGAGUGAUACAAUAGUCCUCUGCCCCCCAAAUUAAAAUCCAGCAGUCCCAGGUCCAAAGAUCCCAAAUUUGCUUCCAUGGCAAUACCCUGCCAACUCUUAGUUGGUCCAUGGACAUCACUGAGCUAUAAUGACCAAGGACCUGAUCCUGACUGAUUUCAGUGGGAGUUAAGGCCCUGAUUCUGCACCAUUGACUUCAGUGGGCAAAGAAACAGACUGCUAAUGCACUGAAGACCUCACUGAUCAAUCCCAAGCAGAAUUUUUAGACUGACCAUCAGGUAUGGAGACAUGUCUGGAUUGUGUUUUCAGAGACAGAAAGCAAAUCUGAAACCUCGGGUAGGUGACUGACUAAUUCACCAGCACUAUAUGUUUCUGAAAAUCUAAUACUCAAACUGAAGCACCUGUCUCUAGAUCAGGAACAUACCAUGUUUUAGUGCAGUGAUCAUCCAUACUUCUUCAGGGUGUGUGUGUGUGUGUUGGAGAGAGAGGUACUCCAACUUAAUUUGUAAAAUGUAUUUGCAGGAGAACACUGUAAAUAUGUGCUGAAGUAUUUGGUUGCAAUUAGAAACAAAAUACUUGUGAUAUCAAAUGGAAUAUAUCAAUCUGAGGCAGAUAAAGUAAAAUUGCUUAAAGGAGGAGCAGCGCUUUGCUGUUGUACAUGAAAUUUGGAGAGCAUUGUAAAGAGAAAUUAACUCAGACAGCUUUUUUUAUCUUAUCUAAAUAUACUGCAAUUGCUGCUAAUGUAAAUGUACGUGAAUAUACAAAGAUUACGAAGAAUUGUUAUGAUAAAAAGAAUCCCUCACAUCAAUCUUUUAUAUUUAUAUUAAAAUAUGUAUUCUGCAAACAACCUACAUAGUAUAGCUUUAUAUUUGUAUCAUUUUGUAGAAUUCAUCGUCACAAAAUAAAACCAAAACAACAUUUUAGUGCCUUGGGUAUUUUAAACAGCUCAGCAUAUUGACUGGGAGAAAACAACGCCUUAAAUUAAGUGCCCCAGUAUCAUUUCUUGAUUGUGCCCCAGAGGCUAGUUUUUACAAAAUGUUGCACAUUAGUGUAACAGUGUGCUUUUGUGCCCCAUUCAUUCCAAACAGACAUGCCCGUAUUAUGGAAUAAAAUUAAAUUUAUUUUGUAUUUCUUAAUGUGGACUCUGAUAAUUACAUUGAUAUUUUUGGAGCAAAUAUUUCUUAAUUUGUAAUAUUCUGUGAUUUUUUUUAAUUGCAUUUUUUUAAGUGAGUUUCGGCUACUUAUUUACCCCUUUUGUAAGGUCAGAUUUCCAUAAUUUUAUAUAAAGGAGUUAUGCUAUCUAUUAAAAUACAUGAUGUUAAUUUAAACAAAUGCCGAUAGUUUGUUUUAGGUAUUUUUGACUAAAUUAACAUUUUCAAGUCGUCACUAAAAUGUUUUUGUCAUUAAUACCAUACAAUUUAAGUCCUUGAAUCAGAAACCAACUAGUUAUUAAAAAUUAUUCUGCAAAGUAUGGUUUUCUAGCAUUAACAAAAUGAAAAAAUUCGCCUUUCAAAAAACUACUUUGUGUGGAAGGCUUUCAAAGCCAAUCAACAAACUAUUUACAUAUUAAUCAUUUUCAGUUCCUGACAUUGCAAGUUGUGGUGUUGCUUCAGGACACCACCAGUGCCCUUUGUUUGAAGUUUUGUGUAUAAAUAACUGUAAAGUUAACAAACUCUACAUUUGUAUUAUAGAUUUUGUGGAUUUUGUUUUGUAAUAAAAUAUUUUUAAAAACAGA